UAGACCAGCACCAGCUGAGGCGAUAGAUUUUCUCCCGACACCGCGUCGCAGCCCCCGUCGCUAUCUCUCACACAGACGCACAGUCACGUGCCCGUGAGCUUCUCGUCGCUCUAGGAAAGACGCGCUCGCUCGCUAGCUCUCCUUGUCCUCGGCUCGGCUGCAAGAUGGGCGGCGCCGUCGUUUGCUCAAUGCUGGUCUUGUCGGCGCUGCUGGCGCUCGCCGCCUCGCAGUCGCCGUCCACGGUUCUGUCGCCGGCUCAGAGCGCGUCGCGGCCCCCGACGGCGCCGGCCGCCGCGAGGCCUUCGUUCCCGUCGCCUGCGGCGCCAGCUCCGAGGCUGUCGCGGCCGCCAACCCCGGCCGCGAAACCGUCGUCACCGCCACCCGCGGCGCCAGCUGGGAAGUCGUCACCGACACCGUCUCCGAGGCCGGCUCCAACGAGGUCUCCUCCGCCAGUGGCGACACCACCGGUGCCAAGAGCGUCACCUCCACCUGGAGCCUCGCCAGCUCCAAGGCCACCCUCUCGACCUGCAAUGGCGCCGGCUCCUAAACCAUCCCCAUCUGUCGCGCCGGCGCCAAGGCCAUCGUCUCCUCCACCUGCCACACCGGCACCACCAGCUCCUCCUCGGACGGCUCCGAAGCCGUCCCCGCCCUUGGCUCCGAGACAGUCUCCAACACCGGCGGCUUCACCGCCACCACCUGCUCCCCCGCAGCCUCCGUCGAAGUCCACGCCGACGAUGUCCUCCACACUGGGCCAGCUCUCGCCCAGCUUCUACGCGCAGUCCUGCCCGGGCGUUGAGCUGGCGGUGAGGGAUGUCGUUAGGUCGGCAUCCACCCUGGACCCCUCCAUUCCCGGCAAGCUUCUUAGGCUGGUCUUCCAUGACUGCUUCGUCGAGGGAUGCGAUGCAUCGGUGUUGAUACAAGGUAACGGUACUGAGAGGACCGAUCCUGCAAAUCUCUCACUUGGUGGGUUCAAUGUCAUCGAUGCAGCAAAGAGGUUGCUAGAAGUCGUGUGCCCUGCGACUGUUUCUUGCAGUGACAUUGUCGUCCUCGCUGCAAGGGAUGCUGUUGUGUUUACCGGAGGACCGGCGGUGCCUGUGGCCCUGGGAAGACGAGACGGCCUCGUCUCAUUGGCAUCCAAUGUCCGAAGAAACAUCAUCGACACGGGUUUCUCCGUCGACGCCAUGGCGGCCAGCUUCACCGCCAAGGGGCUCACCCUGGACGACCUCGUCACCCUCUCAGGCGGCCACACCAUCGGGUCGGCGCACUGCAACACGUUCCGGGAGCGGUUCCAGGUGGCGAACGGGAGCAUGACGCCCAUCGACGGGUCGAUGAACGCCGACUACGCGAACGAGCUGAUCCAGGCGUGCGCGGCGGCGAACGGCGCCGCGUCGGCGGCCACGGCCGUGGACUGCGACUCCGGGUCGGCGUCCGUGUUCGACAACCGCUACUUCGCGAACCUGCUGGACGGGCGGGGCCUGCUGCGCACGGACGCCGUGCUGGUGCAGAACGCCACGACGAAGGCCAAGGUGGCGGAGUUCGCGCAGAGCCAGGACGGCUUCUUCGCGAGCUGGGCCAGCUCGUACGCCAGGCUCACCGGCCUCGGCGUGAAGACCGGCGCCGACGGCGAGAUCCGGCGGACCUGCUCCAGCGUCAAUGGCUGACGAAUCCGACGGUGCAGAAACUUAUAUGUUGUAGAGCAAGGAAAAGUGAGGUGAGUGAGGAGGAUGAGAUUGGUUAUAUUCCUUUUGUUGAUGUAGCUGGUGCUGGCUAGUUUGCUGUUGAUGGCCCGGUGAUGCUUCGGUGAGCUAGUGAGGUGUUCUUGUGUAGGUGGCGUCACCGUUUUUUUUUAGUGAAAAAAAAGGAGCGAAAAGAAAAUGCAGAAAAUUGUGUAGAUGACGUGUCUGAUCUGCAACGCAGUUUUACGUA
This is a messenger RNA of Sorghum bicolor (sorghum), 1926 nucleotides long. Its product is annotated as peroxidase 18. Gene Ontology annotation, biological process: response to oxidative stress; hydrogen peroxide catabolic process. The record is from RefSeq and is a predicted model, not a curated record. The coding region runs from base 165 to 1661 and encodes 498 amino acids. The transcript has 4 exons. Gene Ontology annotation, molecular function: peroxidase activity; heme binding. NCBI's taxonomy places the organism in Eukaryota, Viridiplantae, Streptophyta, Magnoliopsida, Poales, Poaceae.